AUGCCCUCCGCAAACGAACCUAUCGCCAUCAUCGGCGCGGGAUGCCGCUUCCCAGCCGCCUCCAACACCCCCUCCUCCCUCUGGUCCCUCCUCACGAACCCAGGGGCGCUCGACACGCUCUCCGAAAUCCCACGCUCCCGCUUCAACUGGCGCGGCUACCACACCCCCACUGGCGUCCCUCACCACGGCACCAUCAAAACCAAAUACAGCCACUUCCUCUCAGACACAGACAUAUCCGCCUUCGACGCCACCUUCUUCAACAUCAAGCCCGCCGACGCAGAGGCCAUGGACCCGCAGCAGCGCCUGCUGCUCGAGACCGUGUACGAGGGCUUAGAGAAUGCGGGUCUCACAAUGGAGGGUCUCCGCGGCUCCGAUACAGCCGUGUACAUCGGGCUCAUGAAUACAGAUUACGCCGAUCUCAUCCAGGACGAUGUCGACUGUAUCCCCGCGUACGCAGGCACCGGCGUGUCGCGGAGUAUCCACGCGAACCGGAUAAGCUGGUUCUUCGACUGGCGGGGCCCAAGCAUGAGUAUCGACACGGCAUGCAGCUCGAGCAUGAUGGCCGUGCAUUUAGCCGUGCAGAGCCUGCGCAGCGGGGAGGCGAGGGUUGCUGUUGCGGCGGGGGCGAGUUUGUAUCUGAGUCCGCACAACUACAUCGUCCUCAGCAGCCUGGGCAUGAUCUCGUCCUCGGGACGCAGUCGGAUGUGGGACGCCCGCGCGGACGGGUACAGCCGCGGCGAGGGCGUCGCGUCCCUGAUACUGAAACCGCUCAGUGCAGCUAUUGCAGACGGGGAUGCCAUUGACGCUAUCAUCCGCGAGACGGGCGCGAACCACGACGGGUAUACGCGGCGAAUUACGGCGCCGAGCAGCCAGGCGCAGGCGGAGCUGAUUCGGAGGACGUAUGCGCGUGCUGGGCUGCGUGUGGAUCGGAGGGAGGAUCGGCCGCAGUAUUUUGAGGCGCAUGGGACGGGGACGGCGGUGGGGGAUCCGAGGGAGGCGGAGGCUGUGUGUGCUGCUUUCUUUGGGGGGGAGAUGGAAGGGGUAGGUGAGGAGGUGAUGCAUAUUGGGUCUGUGAAGACGGUGAUCGGGCAUACGGAGGCGACUGCGGGGAUUGCGGGGAUAUUGAAGGCCGCGCUGGCUGUGAAGUAUGGGGUUAUUCCGCCGAAUCUGCUGUUUGAGAGGUUGAGUCCGGCUGUGGAGCCGUUUGCGAAGUACCUAAGUGUACCGACGGAGUUGAAGCCGUGGCCUGUUCUUGCUGAGGGUGGGCCCAGGCGGGCGAGCGUGAAUGCGUUUGGGUUUGGUGGAAGUAAUGGGCACGUUAUUCUGGAAAGCUACCAGGAUACAAGGGAACCAAGUGUCCCUCCCAGGAAUCAUAAUCAUACACAGGCUCCCACGUUAACGACACCAUUUGUCUUCUCUGCACAGUCAGAGCGAAGCCUGAUAUCAAUGGUGCAAAGGUUCGCCGAGUAUCUGGAGGUCCAAUCCGCAGAAUCAGAAGCAGAACUCGACCUGCGCAGUAUCGCUUAUACACUGCAAUAUCAUAAAUCCCUACUCGGCACACGAACGUCAAUAUCAGCCCUUGACAAGGUCGAUCUCGUGCAAAAAUUGAAGAACUUCCAAGCACGCGCACCGAAAACCCCCGAUCUCGUCAGCAGCAGACCUCCGAAACGUGCCGCCGGUCCACGAAUCCUAGGGAUCUUCACAGGCCAAGGCGCCCAAUGGGCAGGAAUGGCCCAAUCAGUCCUGCAUGCUUCUCCUAAAGCCCGUGAGAUCGUGCGCGCCCUCGACAAGUCUCUCACAACCCUCCCGCGUGAGCAAGACCGCCCCUCCUGGACAAUCGAGGACGAGCUCAUGAAGGCCCCUGCGACAAGUCAGGUUGCUGAAGCAGCCCUCUCACAGCCCCUCUGCACGGCGAUCCAGAUUCUACUUGUUGAUAUGCUGCGGAGUGCUGGGGUGAGGUUUCAUGCCGUUGUUGGCCACUCGUCUGGGGAGAUUGCCGCUGCUUACGCGGCUGGCUUUGUCACGGCUGCUGAUGCCAUUCGGAUAGCUUAUUACCGAGGCCGCUGUGCAAAUCUGGCUAGUGGAAGGGAUGGCCAGAAGGGCACAAUGCUUGCAUGUGGCUUGUCGCCGGAUGGAGCCCGCGAGAUAUGCGAUGCACCGAGGUUCCGCGGGCGUAUUGGAAUAGCCGCGUGUAAUUCCUCUACGAAUACUGCUAUCUCGGGCGAUGUGGAUGCUGUCAACGAGGUGAAGGCGAAGCUAGAGCAAGAGAAUAUAUUUGCACGGUUGUUGAAGGUCGACACGGCAUAUCACUCGCACCAUAUGCUGCCCUGCGCCCAGCCCUACCUCGAAGCAUUACACUCGUGCGAUAUCCGGCCACUAUCGCCUGAGGCGGACUCCCCGGCGUGGCUUUCGAGUGUCCAGCCCGGCGAUAUCAUGUCGGCAACUGACUCGGACAAGCUGUCCGGCGAGUACUGGGUAACCAACAUGACGAGCCCAGUCCUCUUUGCCGAUGCGGUGUCAGCUGCAGUCACAGCGCCAGAUGGCUCCUUCGAUCUAGUCCUCGAAGUCGGCCCACACCCAGCCCUCCAGUCCUCCGUCCAGCAGACGAUCCAAGAAACCGCCAAAAGCGAGACUAAGAUCCCGUACACCGGCGUCCUCGCCCGGGAAAGAAACGGCCUCGUCGCAUUCGCCGACGCCCUGGGCACAAUCUGGACGCACUGCGCUCACAACGCAGGCACCGUCACCUUCGCCACCUACGACCGGACAUUCUUCCCCAACGCCCCGCCAUCCUUCAUCCGCGAUCUGCCCACAUACCCCUGGGACCACACCAAGACAUACUGGUACUCCUCGCGCUGGGAGCGCGCGCGGCGGAACAGACGCGGGCCCGUGCAUAGCCUGCUCGGUGUGCCGUACGGCGAUGUUACGGAUUCAGAAGUGAAGUGGCGGAAUUUCCUCAUCCCCAAGGAGAUCCCGUGGUUGUUGGACCAUCGUGUACAGGGGGGUAUGGUGUUUCCUGCGGCGGGGUAUGCGGUCAUGGCGGUUGAGGCGGCGGUGCUUAUGGUCAGGGGGGAGGAGGAACGGGGUCAGGUGAAGCUGGUUGAGAUACUUGACUUGGAUAUCCGUCGAGCUAUCUCGUUUGAGGAUGAGAGUAGCAGCGUCGAGGUUAUUUUGACUUUGACGAACAUUGAACGGACACGGGCGCGGAUACGCACACGCACACGCACACGCCCUGAGAAAGCGGAGGAAGAGGAGGAAGAGGAAACCCUAACUGCCCGCUGGACCCUGCACUCACCCGCCACCAAGGACGCAGACACCCUGAGUCUAGUAUGCAGGGGCUCAGUCUGCGUACGUCUCGGCCCCCCGUCAUCCAAAACCCUCCCAGACCGUCCGACAGAUAACGUGGAAGGCCUCCCGAACAUGCUCCCGCUAAACGUAGACGACUACUACGCCACCCUCUCCGAAAUCGGGUACGGGUACAGCGGCCCCUUCAAGCGCAUAACGAGUCUCCGUCGUAAAAUGGGCUACUCCUCCGGCGUCAUCGCGCUGCCAGAUCCGCCGCACGAUACGCUGGUGCAUCCUGCGUUGCUGGACGCCGCGUUCCAGGCUUUGCCUGCCGCCAUCAGUUACCCUGGCGAUGGGGGGCUGAGGGGGUUGCGUGUGCCGACGGGGAUUGGGGCGGUUCGGAUUAAUCCGUACUAUUUCGGUGAUGGAGAGACUGAGCGGGAUGAAUUGGUCUUUGAUGCGGCUGUUCCCAUGGGCUCGGAGGAACAAAAUGGAGGAGAUGUGAGUGUGUACACCACUGCUGGCCAUGGCGUUAUCCAGAUCGAGGCCGUGAAAACAGUUCCGUUGACGGAGGCGAGUGCCGCCGACGACCGCAAUAUCUUCUCCGAGGAGAUCUGGGCACUCGCAGACCCAGAUACACGACCAGACUUAGUUUGUACCGUGGAACCAACUGCAGACGGAACCGAGCGUGCGUUUGUGUGUGAACGGGCAGUGCACUUCUAUAGCAGGAGGCUCUGGACGGAGCUGAAAGACUCGGGGUUGGACAAGCAGAGUGCGGCCUUGCAUCACCAGCACCUAAUAGACUGGGCGGGUGAGCUGGUUUCGGGCGUGGCUGGCGAGCGAGUGAAGGGCAAGCCUGAGUGGGAAGACGACACCGAGGACGAUAUACAACGCCUUUUUGCGAGAUACCCUGCAGACGUUGACUUGAGGCUUAUCAAGAGGGUCGGAGAGACUUGCUCUUCAUUCAUCAAAGGGGACGUGGGUGCCCUGGAUCCUAAAGCCAGCGAAGACGUGCUGAACGAAUGGUAUGCUGAAGGACUUGGGUGGACAAAGGCCUAUGCCUGGGCUGUUGGUCUUGUGAAGCAGAUAGUGCAUCGGUAUCCACGAAUGGAUAUUAUAAGCCUUGGGGGUACGUCAGGGACCGCCAGAACCAUCCUCGAUGGACUCGGUUCAGACUACACGUCCUAUACAUACACAUACACUUCGACACCAACCCAGGAACAGAGCACCGCCUUAACCUCGGCGAGAAACGUGCUCGCAAAACCACUGGAUCUGUCGACGAAUCUCGCGACUCAGGGCUACACCGAACACUCGUACGAUCUCGUCCUCGCGACGAACCUCACCCAUAGCACAUCUGAUGUAUCGGAAGCCUUGCACCGUAUAUACUCCCUCCUCAAACCAGGAGGGUAUUUGGUACUUAUCGAACCCACUAACCAGGCGUCAACACGCAUGAGGUUCUUAAUGGGCGGCCUGGCAAAGUUUGCAUCGCCAGUCUCACCCGCCCAGUGGCACUCCCUGCUGCAAAAGACAGGGUAUUCCGGGGUUGACACAAUACUCACCUCAUCCCCAAACGGGGAGCUCGUGUGCCCGUUCUCCGUCUUCCUCACACAGGCAGUUGACCGGCGCGUCUCCAUCCUCCGUCAACCACUGUUCGCCAGGGUCAAUGCACGAGCAGCAAAGCGCUUAGGUGAACUUCUAAUAAUCGGAGGACGGACGCUGGAAACAGCUAAGCUUGCCAGCGACGUCCAGUUCAUGCUUGGGCAGUUCUUCUGUGGGAUUACGGCUAUCGAGACGUUGGAGGAAGUCAAUACCUUGACAGAUAUUCCAAGCACAAUCCUCGUCCUGUCAGAGCUGGAGCGUCCAAUGUUCCAAGACAUGAGUACUGCCAAACUGGAUGCACUGAAGACCCUCUGGAGCAACGACCACAACGUCCUCUGGGUGACACGCGGGUGUACGGGCUCCGAGCCCCAUGCCAACACGACAAUCGGGAUGGCGCGUUCUGUGCGGAACGAGCGGAAGGACCUCCGGCUGCAGAUCCUUGAUGUUGAAGACGGUGCGGUCGUUGAUGCUCGGCGGCUGGCAGAGAUGCUCUUGCGCUUGCGUGGGACUCAGCUCUGGGAACAGGAGGGUGCGCUUGACGACAUGUUGUGGACGACGGAGCCUGAAUACCGACUUACCAAGGAUGGACGUUUUCUUAUCCCGCGGCUUUCUGAGGACGUGGCGCGGAAUCGUGCGUAUAACUCUAGGCAUCGCCGCAUCCAGGAUCAUGUUGAUCUGGCUCAGGAGAGGGUGUCUGUCCGGUAUGUGGAGAAGUCAGUCGGGUUCAAGCUGGUAAAAGAGCCAGAUAUCCCAGCAUCUGGGGGUGCAGCUCGAGGUUCUGUGAUUGUGCGAGUGCUGUACUCUCUUCUCUGCGCCGUCAAGCUUGCGGACGGACGGUGUCUGUUUCCGCUUAUUGGUACACGCACGGAUACAGAGGAAACUGUCUUUGCUCUAUCAUCCUCGAAUGGCUCACUUGUUGAGGUACCGAUGCAGCAUCUUGUGCCGGUCAUGGAGUACGCAGCUUCUGGUACACUGAUCCUCCGGGUUGCUUGGGAGUUACUGUCUCAUACCCUAUGCUGUAAUGUUACGCCUGGACAGACGAUACUGGCACGAGGCAUUGACCCCGGAUUGUUCAGCGUUCUACGCCGUCAUGCUGGUGGGUGUGGAGUGUCGGUCUAUACUGUUACAAGUAAACCGCCGGCAAAUGAGGACACUGCAUCGGUUGCUGUCCACCCCUUGGAGCACAGGAGCACACUGAGAGCCAAGCUACCAGCAAAUAUUUCAGUGUUUCUGGAUAUGUCACCUGCAUACCAUCGCAGAGAUGAACUGCACAGGCGACUGGCAUCUGUCCUCCCGGUGUCCAGCAAGGUAUACACACCAGAUACCCUAUUCUCCACGGGAUCGUCUUCCACCAUCAUUUCACCCUACAAUACCCCUUUGCAUGACCUAGUUGCAGAGGCAUUGAAUACACCCGCAUCCGAGGGUCUCCGCGAUUACGCGGACGAGCUCACCUGCCCCCUCCGCCAGAUCCCGCAUCUCACAUCCUCCGACGCAACUGAUCCAUUCACACUCAUCGACUGGACAGCAGACGUCACAGUGCCUGUCAACAUAGCACCCACAUCCGAUAGCCUCACGUUCUCCCCGGACAAGACAUACCUCCUGGUAGGCCUAACCGGAGAUCUAGGCCAAACCCUCGCAGAAUGGUUCAUGCAGCACGGCGCAAAACACCUCAUCCUAGCCAGCCGCAACCCAAGCACCCACAUAACCCAGAAAUGGCUGGACGAGAUGCAAACCCUAGGUGUGAUAACCCUCAAAAUCGUCGCCACGGACAUAACAGACACCCCCUCCCUCACAACCCUCUACACAUCCCUCCAAAACACCCCCACCAUCCCGCCCAUCGCAGGCGUCGUCAACGCCGCAAUGGUUCUACAAGACAGCACAUUCGCCAACACAACCCUGUCCACUCUUGAAUCCGUAACAGGGCCCAAAGUGUCCGGGUCCCAGAACCUGCACGCCCUCUUCGACGCAUCCCACCCACUCGACUUCUUCAUCCUCCUCUCCUCACUCAGCUACAUCGUCGGGAACGCGGGGCAGACAGCCUACGCCGCAGCGAACGCAUUCAUGGCCGGGCUGGUCGCGCAGCGCAGGAAGGCCGGUCUUGCAGCGUCCGUCAUGCACAUCGGGCCGAUUCUGGGUGCUGGACAUAUCGCGCGCCAUGGGGGGAAUAGACUUCUACGGCCGAAGGCGUUGCAGGCGUCCGGUGUAUUCCCGCUCUCGGUGCAGGAUUUCCUGGAGCACUUUGCUGAGGCGGUGCGUGGGAGUCCGGCUGAUUCGGGGGUUGGGGCGGAGAUUGUGAGCGGGUUGAGGGGGGUUAGGCUUGACGCUCAGAUGGAUGCGCUGGAUCUGAGGGACCGUGUUGUUUGGGGGGCGGAUCCGCGGUUUGGGCGGUUUGUUGAGGCUCCAGGGUUGCAGGGGGAGGGGGGUGAUAUGGGUAUGAAGCAGGCUGUUGUGUCUGUUAGGGAUCGGCUGAUGGAGGCGACGAGUGCAGAACAGGCGCGGAGUAUCAUUAGAGAAUGCUUCUCAUCUCGCCUGGCAUUCUUCCUUCGCCUCGACGCAGCGAAGGUAGAGACUAGUCUCAAUCUCCCCCUCAACGAGCUCGGUAUGGACUCGCUCGUUGCAGUCGAGACGCGGAACUGGUUCAGCAAACAGCUGGGCGUUGAUGUCUCCAUUAUACGCAUCUUAUCCGGUGCAUCUGUGCUCGACUUGGUUGAGGAUGCGCUGGUAGGCAUACCCGCGGAGAUGAUUCCGAACAUCAAGCUGGCAGGUGACAAGCAGACAGGGGAAGAAACAAAACAGGGACAUGAAGGGGACUCGCUCGAGCAUGUGGAUGUGGAGAUUCCAUCUCCGUCUCCAGUUCCGAGUAUCGAGUCUUCCUCGCCCGAUGACGGUAACAGUCUCGGACAUGAGUCAAGGACGGUUCAUACACCUCCCACAUCUGCCUCGGAACCUGAGCUUGACGGGAGUCCGGUGUACGUUGAGUCUCUUGCGCUGAAAUAG
Aspergillus mulundensis is the source of this 7878-nucleotide messenger RNA. RefSeq names its product Polyketide synthase-nonribosomal peptide synthetase. The record is from RefSeq and is a predicted model, not a curated record. Gene Ontology annotation, molecular function: 3-oxoacyl-[acyl-carrier-protein] synthase activity; phosphopantetheine binding; fatty acid synthase activity. Gene Ontology annotation, biological process: fatty acid biosynthetic process; secondary metabolite biosynthetic process. The transcript is spliced from 5 exons. Lineage: Eukaryota; Fungi; Ascomycota; Eurotiomycetes; Eurotiales; Aspergillaceae. The coding region runs from base 1 to 7878 and encodes 2625 amino acids.